Aspergillus niger is the source of this 1527-nucleotide messenger RNA. RefSeq lists its product as uncharacterized. The transcript is spliced from 4 exons. The record is from RefSeq and is a predicted model, not a curated record. NCBI's taxonomy places the organism in Eukaryota, Fungi, Ascomycota, Eurotiomycetes, Eurotiales, Aspergillaceae. Bases 1 to 1527 code for a protein of 508 amino acids.
AUGGGGUUAAAAGCCUUCGGCUUCAUCAUUGCUGCAGCUCAGAUUUCCGCAGCGACUGCAGCGGUAUCUCGUCUGACUGUUGAUACGACUGUUGGGCGACUGUAUGGCAUGGUCAAUGGUUCAGCCCCAGAUGUUGCGCAGUUUCUUGGAGUUCCAUUUGCAGCACCUCCUCUGAAUGAGCUACGGUUUGCGCCUCCCCAGACGAAGCCUGCAGAGGCUAUCAUUGAUGCCACGAAGAUCGGGCCAUCUUGCCCGCAGUAUCCAUUGACUACUAAGACUGACCCGUCUGUGUACACGUUUGACUCUCCUUGGCUACAACCGUAUGGACCGACAUCAGAGGAUUGCCUGACUCUCAAUGUUUGGAGCCCAUUGCAUGCCGUCAAUGACACAGACGAACCAUUGCCUGUGUUGAUCUGGAUGUUUGGCGGCGGGUUCUACGAAGGAGGACUAUUGACAAAUGGUUUUGAUCCGAGUAACUGGAUCCAAAGGACACAGUCUCAUAUUGUCGUUGCCAUCAAUUACCGGGUCAAUAUCUUCGGCUUUCCCAACGCUGCCGGCCUGGCAGAGAUCCAGCAGAACCUGAACCUUGGACUUCUUGACCAAAGAUUUGCUGUUGAAUGGGUUCGAGACAACAUUGCUGCCUUUGGCGGAGACGCAUCCAAGAUAACCCUCUGGGGCCAGAGCUCUGGAGCAGCCAGCACGGACUACUACAACUACGCUUGGCCCGAUGAUCCCAUUGUGUCUGGCCUGAUUAUGCAUUCAGGCAGUGUCUUUGCUACCGGUUCCAGUGCGGACGUUGAGCAUACGAACUUCACCUUUGUAGCUGAGCACAUGGGCUGCGGCGAUCUCACCCCUCGAGCAGAGUUGGCUUGCAUGAGGAACGUUAGCGCAGACUCUAUCAUUCAGUUUUAUGAGAACUACACCUUGUACUCGACGGGUCCUACUCUGAAGUUCACGACUAUUGUGGACAAUGUGACCAAAUUUGAGGACUACACUGCUAGGGCUUAUGCAGGAAAUUACUCCAAGCUUCCUGCUAUUUUUGGCACGAAUGCCAAUGAAGAAGCCUCCCUGGUUGCCUGGGCUGGACCCCAAGGUCCAAACAUGACCUACGUCCACGAAGAGACUGUGUCCACCCAUCUCUGUCCGGCAAACUACAACGGGCAUCUCCGCUACAACACAUCCUCUCUCUCCUUCCGCUACUUCAAUACGGCCAACUUUAGCAACAUUUCACCUAGACCUUGGGAAGGAGCUUACCACAGCUCCGAGCUUCCAUUGCUGUUUGGGACGUACUCGGAGUAUGGCGGACCCGCUACGCCUUUUGAGACCGCUGUAGCCUCCCACUGGCAGGAUCUGUAUCUUGCAUUCAUGCGGGAUCCGGUCAAUGCGCUCCCGGCGAUGGGAUGGCCUGCGUACCAUCCUGAUGGGUAUGCGAUGAUGUUUGCUGCCAACGGGACCGUUACGAGUCUGCUGCCAAUGAGUACCUUGGAGACCCCGUGUGCUGGCAUUCCUGAGCCAACCAUAGGAUAA